Acanthamoeba castellanii str. Neff is the source of this 345-nucleotide messenger RNA. RefSeq lists its product as uncharacterized. Bases 1 to 345 code for a protein of 114 amino acids. NCBI's taxonomy places the organism in Eukaryota, Discosea, Longamoebia, Acanthamoebidae. The record is from RefSeq and is a predicted model, not a curated record. The transcript is spliced from 2 exons.
AUGGGCGGGCAGGAGCACGUGCCGCUGACGUCCAUUCCCACGCUGGCGUCGGCCCUGCUCGCCGAUGCCGGUUCCAUGCACCACGUCCACCGCUUCCUGGCCUCGCUCGCCGUCAAGGCCUCGUCGGCUGGCGCGGGGACCAACGACCCCCAUUCGGCCUCGUCCGCCGCCUGGACCGCUCCGACCCAGACCCGUCGCCGCCGACGACGCACCACCACCAACUCGGCCGCAGCCGUCGACCCAGAGGAGGUCGGCGCGGGCGCCGAUUCCGAUGACGCUUCGGGCAAGGCGGACCCGACGAACGGUCAGCACCUCGACGGCCACAGCUUCGUCGACGAGCCCUGA